UUCUCUUAUUUUUCGUGCGUAAAGCAGGAUAAAGUGUCGCGUCUUUGAAAUUGACUUGGGAGAGAGGGACGAAGCUGAGAGUUUUGGGAAAGGGUGAGAGAGGAAGAAAAAAACACGCGUCGAGUUCUUCAUCACGGACCGCUCACAGGGAGGUGGAUGGACCUUCACCGCCCCUUCAAGAUGGACAGCCCCUCCUACCUGCCAACUCCCCUGGCCUCCCCUGCCUUGAUGGUCCUGGCUUCUACGGCCGAGGCCAGCCGGGACGCCUCCGUCCCCUGCCAGGCCCCCAGACCCUUCGGUGUCCCUGUAUCCUUGGAAAAGGACCUCCACCUCUCCUUCCCCUCUGCCUCCUACACCUUCACCUCCAUGUACCAGCGGCAGGGGCCCAUGCCGGGCACCUUUCCGUCCCGGGACUUCCCAGCCUCCCUGCUCCACCUGCACCCCCAGUUCACCCCACCAAACCUGGACUGCUCUACCCUAAGCAUGCUCAACCACAGCGGGGUGGGCGCCUUCAGACCUUUCUCGUCCCCGCAGGAGGAGAGAGAGUCAGGGGGCUACCAGUCGGCCUUCACCCCUGCCAAGAGGCUGAAGAGCUGCUUCCCAGAGGUGGAGGGGAAGGAGUUUGACUUUGGCUCUUUGGGAGGCUCCCUCAAAGCUGGGGAGGACUCGGGGAGGAAGCUGUUCUCCAUGUCGGGCCUGCUGUCAGACGGGGAGAAUUCAUCAAGUCCGGAGCGCAAGGAGCACAGCAGGGUGAAGACUCUGUUCGACGCUCAGGCUCCGAUGUGUCCGGUCUGCCAGGCCGUGCUCCGACCCGGCGAGCUGCAGGAACACAUGGAGCAGGAACUGACCAAGCUAGCACAGCUACAGAUCAGUGAUGUUCCAGCUCAACACGACCUCCUGUUAAAACCCCCCAAGUCUCUCACUUUUUCUCUGCAUAUAAAGCGUGAAGGAGGUUCUCCGACUUCGCCCUCUCGGCCGGCGGAGGACACGCACUCUGACCGAUAUCAGACCUUCCUGCGUGUGCGUGCCAACAGACACACCAGACUGAAUGUCGACGACCUCUGCUGGUGCAGGUGCUACGUCAAAUCUGCCCCAUUACGCCCUCACAGCACAGGAGCCCAUCUAGACUGCACACAAGCCGUCAGGAUCGGGAAACUGAAGAGGAGGAAACCAGAGGACGCAGCGGAGGGCGCCGUGGACCUCACCCCGCUGGACAGUGAGUGGAAUGACAGGAGAAGGAUGCAGAUGUCCACCCUGAUUGGUGGGUUUAAAGGUGCGAUGCUGGUGAGCACAACGUCUAAGGAGUGUCGAGACAGCGACGCAGACCUGGACGUGGACGGAGACGACACUCUGGAGUACGGCAGAGCACAAUACACAGAGGCAGACGUCAUUCCCUGUUCAGGAGAAAGUUCCAAGGACACGUCCUUAAACAGCAGCUGUACCAGUACCAGUACCAGUACCAGUACCAGUACCAGUACCAGUGUACUCCCAGACUCCAGGAUUCACCUGGAUUAUUCCAAAUGGAUAAACGAUGGAAGUCCAUCCACCAGUGGAGGAGAGAAGGUCAACAGCAGCGUUUCCACGACGACACAAACGUGUAAAAAUACAGAGAUUGAGACGUGAGUUUAUCAACUGAUCCUCAUCUCUCUGUCAGUGAUGUCACCGCGUUGUCUUCCAGUCCAAACUAAUGUGUCUGGUCUCACUUCACGACACACUCCUCCUGCUCAGAGUGCAUUCUGGGAAAUCUGUGAAUAACGGCCAAAGGAAGUGGAUUUUAAGACUC
This is a messenger RNA of Cynoglossus semilaevis (tongue sole), 1783 nucleotides long. It is a transcript of the gene rnf220b, whose product is annotated as ring finger protein 220b. The transcript is spliced from 13 exons. Bases 157 to 1623 code for a protein of 488 amino acids. Lineage: Eukaryota; Metazoa; Chordata; Actinopteri; Pleuronectiformes; Cynoglossidae. Gene Ontology annotation, biological process: protein ubiquitination. Gene Ontology annotation, molecular function: ubiquitin protein ligase activity. The record is from RefSeq and is a predicted model, not a curated record.